AUGAGUUAAAUACUAAAGAACUCUUAAUAAUAUAUAUAAUCAUAAAAUGUUUAAUUCUAAAAAAAUAUACCAUUAAACUAAUUUUUAAAAUAGUUUUCUAAUAAUUUUAAUUAAAAUAAUUAAAAAGGAUUUCUGUUGAGCUUAUUAGAAAAUUAUAAUAUUUUUAAAAAAAGGAAUAUAAAGAAAAAAAAAUCAAUUGAAAUAAGAUAACGUCGGCAAGGAAUAUCAAUACCAAAUUAUACCGAAACUUAAUAAUAAGAAAUAAUUUAAUAGAUAAAAAGCCAGUAAUAGAAUUAAUAAACAAAAGUAGAAAAAAAUAUAAUUAUAUUAAUGGAUUUAGUAAGUAAAUUAAGUUAAGAUAAAUUAAUUGAAAAAUCACAAAGACAUUUUAAAGAUGCUUUAUUAUAUAGAUCUGUAAGAAAUGAUUUAGAUAAUGCAAAUAAUUUCUAUUAAAAGUUUACUUUAUUCAUAUAUAAAAUUUAAAACUCAAGUAUUUGGAAUGACUUAUUAUUAUUUAUGAGUUGGGUUUAUAUAAUUUUAAGUUUUUUUUAACCUGUAAAUAGGAUUGAUAAAAGUUUAAAUAAAGAACUUUUUACAAUUUUAUAUUCGAUUGAAACUUUUAUUAUUAGCUUAUAGCUUAUUGAUUUUAGCAUGGAAAUAUUUUAGAGAUUAUCGCAAUUAAAUUAAAAUAAAAAUAUUAUUAAUUUAAUAUUUAGUAAAUAGAAAACUUUAUUUAGAAGUAUUUUUUUCUUUUUACUUUUUAGCGAUUAUCUUUAAUAUUCUUUUUCUUAUCCUAUAAAUACACUUAGAUUUGCUAGAAUUAUUCGACCUCUUUAAAUUAUUGUUUAUUCUAAACCUUUAAGAAGAAAUUUUUAAGGAAUUAUUAAAUCCGCUAAAAAUUUAUUAAUUAUUUUUAUUUUUUAUUUUAUAUUUAUUGCUUUUUGGGCUUAUGUUGGUUAUAAUACUAUUGGAGAAAUAGAUUAAUAUGUAGAUAAAUAUUCUAUUGAUUACCAAAAUAUAUGGAAAACAGUAAAUAUAUUAUAUGUAGUAAGUACAUUUGAUUAACUUCCUGAUAUUUUGAUUCCUUUAGUAAUAUAGUCAAAAUUUUAUUUGCUAUAUUAUAUACCUUAUAUACUAAUUUUCUUAUUACUUUUUCUUCCUAUUCCAACUGCUGUAGUUUAUGACGGGUUUAGAUAGCAUAGACUUAAUUUAUUUAUUUGUAUUUAAAAAAUUUAUAAAAAAAAAUAUAUAUUUUGUUUAAUAAUAGCUGAUAGAAUUAAAAGAAGGAUUGCCCUAUUAGCCUGUUUCUAAUGUUUAGUGAAUAAUAACAUGCAAGAACUAUAUAUUGAAUAAGAGCAAUUUAUAAAAUUUUUUACAAAAAUAUAUUAAGAAGUAGAAGAAUAUGAAGAAGCAAAAAUAAUAUCUAUUAAAUUAUGGAAUUAUAUAAAUUAAGAAAGAUAAAAUAAAAUAAAUAUUGACUAAUUUUUUAAUGUAAUAGACAUAAUUGAAUAACAGAAAGAAUUUAGCCUUUCAAAAAUUAAGCCAUUCAAAUAAUGGAUUAAGUUUAGAAAUUAUAUUCUAAAAAAGUUUAAUUUAUAAAUAUAUGUAGAAAACUUAUAUUUUGAAAUAUUUAUAUUUAUAAUAACGCUAAUAAGUUGUUCAUUAGCUAUUAUUUCUAUAUUUACAUAAAAAUAAUAAACAUUAAUUGUAUUUGAUAUAAUUGAUAAUAUUAUUUUAGUAAUUUUUAUUAUAGAAAUUAUUUUUAAAAUAAUUAUUUAUGGAAUUUAUAAAUAUAUGGAUAAUGGCUGGAAUCGUUUACACAUAAUACUAUCAAUAAUUUAAAUUAUAAAUGUCAUUACUAUAUAUGCAGCUUUAGAUUUUGAUUUUUUUAAAUAAUUUGCAGCUAUUACUUUAGUUAAAAUAACAAAAAUAUAAAGAGUAUUUCGUAUAUUAAAAACGUUUCGAACUAUUAAAAUUAUCUAAUUUUUAUUUGCAGGCCUCGAUAUAAUAGAAAAAGUUCAUUAAAUGUUUUAUAAAAUAGUUAUUUGUAUCCCAAUAGUUUUAAAACUUUCAGUUAUAAUAUUUAUUCUUUUCUAUAUUUAUGCAAGUUUAGGUGUUGAAAUAUUUACUACAUUACCGCCUGUAAAGUUUAGAUAAUUUGGAAAAUAUGGUUUUUCAAUGUGUAAUCCAUAUUAUGCUGAUUUUAAUAACUUUUUAGGUGCAAAUUUAAUUUUAUUAUAAAUAUGUAUUGCUGCUACAUGGAGUAAUGUUGUAUUUGAUUAUGCUUAUAAAUUUGAUAAUAUGAUUUAAAGUAUUAUUUUUUUUAACAGCUUUUAUUUUAUAGCAAUUUUCAUUCUUUCUCUAAUUGGAGGUAUCAUUUGGGAAGUUUUUAAUGUAGUAGAAAGAAUUAGUAAUUAUUUAUAAAUAAUAGAAGAAUAAUAAGAAAUAUUAGAAAAUUUAGAAAAGCAAUAAUUGCUUUUAGAAAACAUAAAUUUCGAAACUGAUUAUAAUAAAUAUAUAGAUGUUGUUUAUAAUAUUGCUUAAUUAGAAAAAAGAAAUUACAAUUUUUUAAAAUAAGAGACAAUAAUAAUAAAAGCUAAUGGAAAAAUCUAAAAUUUAGAUAGAAACGAUGAUGAAGAAGACGACAUUGAAGAUUUUGAAAAAAGUGAUUAAGAAGUUUUAAUAAGAAAAUCUUCAGAUAAAAUUAUAAUAAUAUAAGAUACUACAAAUAGUUAAAUUUUAAAUAGUAAUUAAAGUGAAACACCAAAAGUAAAAAUAUAAAUAAAAAUAAAAUUAAUAUCAAAUAUAUUAUUUAAAAAUAAGUAAAAUAAUUUAAAAAGUUUAUAAAGGAUAAAAGAAUAACAAAUAAAAAAAUUAAAUAAAAAAAAACUAUUUGAAUAUUUUUAAAAAAACUUAUAAAAGCUAGAAAAUAAAAAUAAAUAAAUGUUUCAAAAAAAAAUAAAUUUAGAUAAUACAAAUACAAUAUUAAAUUUAUCUAUAUUACAAUCUGCGGAUUUAUAGAAAAUAAAAAAUAUGGAAUAUAGAUACUUCAAAAAAGUAUAUGGAUAGAAAUUUAAUUAAAUGACUGAUGCUAAUUUAAAAAUAUUAUGGAAUUAAUAAUCUAAAAUAUUAUUUCAUUUUGAUAAUAUAUGCAAAUAUGAUUAUGUCCCCAUGACUUAGUUUAUUUAAGUUUUUUUAACUUUAGAAAUGUAAAUAUCGGCUUUAAUUAUGAAUAAGUUCACUAGUUUUAAAUUUAUUUUUUAUGAUGAUGUUCAAAAUAAAUGGUUUACAAUUAAUUUUUUGAAUGAUUAAUUUUGCUUAUAAAAUAUUUAUGAAGGUCCUUGGGAUUUCUAUGAAGAAUUAUUCCAAAAUAAAAAUGAAAUAAUAAAACACAAAAAUAUUUAUAAUUAUAAUUAAAAUAAUAAAUAUAUAAGUUAGUAUAUUAAUCUUUUUUUUAGAAAUAGCUAAAGACUUUCUAAUAAUUAUUUCUUUAAUUAAUUAACUCCGGGAAAAAACCCAUGUGAUAUAAUAUAUAUUCCAUUUUAAAACGAUAAUCCUUAAAAAGUUCAUGAGGAAAAUAUUCAAAUUCUAAAAAAUAUUACUAAAGUAGAUUAAUUUGAUUAUGAUUUAUAAAAUUUAAUUUGUUUGAAAAAAGGUCUUAUAAUUUUGCAUGUAUUUCCAACUGAAAAUCAUACUUAAUAAAUUAAUUAAUAGAAAGAAUUUCUAAAUUUUAAUAUGAAUUAAGCAUUUUUAGAAGAUAAGAUAUUUAAAUAAUAACAAGAUAAUGCAACUUUAGAUUAAUCAGGUACUUAUGAAUUUAUUAAAGAUUUAAAAAAUCAUAUAGAAAACUAUAAAAACUAAAUUUUUAAAAAAAUUAGUUAAUUCCAUUUAUAUUGUUAUUCUCUUUAAAAAUCUUAAUAUAUAAAAUCUAUGUAAAUUUGA
Ichthyophthirius multifiliis is the source of this 3942-nucleotide messenger RNA. RefSeq lists its product as hypothetical. Lineage: Eukaryota; Ciliophora; Oligohymenophorea; Hymenostomatida. The transcript is spliced from 8 exons. Gene Ontology annotation, cellular component: membrane. Gene Ontology annotation, molecular function: monoatomic ion channel activity. Gene Ontology annotation, biological process: transmembrane transport; monoatomic ion transport. The record is from RefSeq and is a predicted model, not a curated record.